This is a messenger RNA of Panonychus citri (citrus red mite), 1155 nucleotides long. RefSeq lists its product as uncharacterized. Bases 1 to 1155 code for a protein of 384 amino acids. The transcript is spliced from 2 exons. Lineage: Eukaryota; Metazoa; Arthropoda; Arachnida; Trombidiformes; Tetranychidae. The record is from RefSeq and is a predicted model, not a curated record.
AUGGCAUCUCCGGUGUUUAGUGAAACUUUGGGUCGAAUGAUGGCUGCAAGUGCUUCCAUUCAGAAUAUUCAAAAUGUUUCAUCUUCAUCAUCCUCCUCAUCAUCUUCUUCUUCUCAUCUCAAUUCUACUGAAUCACCUUUUCUUCCCAACUCUGGUCCACCCCUACUUAGAGAAACAUUAUCUCCCAAUGUACUCUCUUCGACUAAAAGUUUCGUCGAUAUUGUUAAAGAUUAUGAAAGGUACAAGUUAACCAAAUAUUCUGGACCUCGAAGUGUUCAACCAUCACUAAUCUACUCAGGUGAUUUAAGUUAUGGUCCACCCGGUGGACCAUAUCCCUCACCAUCAUCACCAUCAUCAUCUUCAUCUUCACCAGGAUCUGAAGAUUACCUUUCAUGGUCCGAAGAUGAGGUUCCCUAUGGGUUAGCCAAAGGUUUCGGUGAAUCAUCUGUAUCACCUGAUGGAUAUUUCCAACCUUCCGGUCUUGAUUAUUCAUCUAAUUAUGAUUUUGAGCUUUUACCUCAAGGAUCAAAAACUCAUUCUCAUGAGCCAGUGUCCAGUUCAUCACAGGUAUCAGGAAGAGGACAAAGUGGAUCUGGUGGAUAUGCUUCCAGUAAUCAUCAACAUAAAUAUCAACAUCGUCCAUCAAACAACAAUAAUCAGAUCAAUUCUGAUCUAUUAACCGAUUCAUCGGGUUUCUUUAAUUAUCAUUCAUUGAUGACAAAUAUGGAGGCAAAUGAAGAGUUACCAAUUCUCAUUGAGAGUUAUGUUGUCAACUAUCCUCCGCUUUCAGAAAAGCCCGUUGCCCAUUCACUUUCAGCAUUUACCUUUGACCACAGGCCAAAUCUUCACUCAUCAAACCAUCAUUCUCAUCAUCAUCAAUCUCAUCAUCCAAUUCACCAUCAUUCCCACAAUCCAAUUGGAUCAAAUUCACAACAUCACCAUGGUGGUUAUCGACAUCAAUCAUCUCUCUUAGCAUCACCUUCAAUGGCCUACCCGAUGAUUGGACCUAAGCCAACAUCGGAACGUGUUUUCAUCUCACCUUUACUUUACUCUCGUCCAUGUAAAUAUGAUUGUUUUGCGACUCCCUUGCAGGACAUGAAAUAUGGUCUCAUGAAUUUCCUGGAAGGAGCUCACAAUCAUGGCCGACGAAAAUAA